This is a messenger RNA of Penaeus indicus, 592 nucleotides long. RefSeq names its product minor histocompatibility antigen H13-like. Gene Ontology annotation, cellular component: membrane; cytoplasmic side of endoplasmic reticulum membrane; lumenal side of endoplasmic reticulum membrane. Gene Ontology annotation, molecular function: aspartic endopeptidase activity, intramembrane cleaving. The transcript has 3 exons. NCBI's taxonomy places the organism in Eukaryota, Metazoa, Arthropoda, Malacostraca, Decapoda, Penaeidae. Gene Ontology annotation, biological process: membrane protein proteolysis. The coding region runs from base 36 to 422 and encodes 128 amino acids. The record is from RefSeq and is a predicted model, not a curated record.
AGGAGAGAGUGACAGUCGGCGAGAGACUGCGAACCAUGGCGGAUGUCAGCGAAGACCCUGUGGCCCCGAUCGUGGAAAAUGUGGUGGAGAACAUCACCGCGGCGACCAACGGCACGGGAAAGCCUCCCUCGACCCCCGAGGGCAUGGCGCUGGCCUACGGAAGUCUGGUCGUGAUGGCGCUCAUCCCGAUCUUCUUCGGGUCGUUCCGAUCGGUGAAGCACCAGCAGCAGCAGAAGGCUGCUGGGGAGAAGGUGGAUACAAUGACCUCAAAGGAUGCUGCCUUAUUCCCCAUAAUUGCUUCCUGUGCACUUUUUGGCCUCUACAUUGUCUUUACGGUCUUCUCCAAGGAAUACAUCAAUUUACUGCUUUCAUCAUAUUUCUUCUUCCUUGGAGUCUUAGCUCUCUCUCAUGUCUUCAGGUAAGAUAUAUGCUAAGUGGGAAAAACUAGGGUGAAUAUAGUAAUAGUGAUAGUAGUAAUUGUAAUAUCUAUGAUAAUAGGGGUGGUAAUGAAACUUUGCUAUGUAUGAUCAUAUUGUUUUUCAUUUUCUUCAUCAUUAUCUUUAGUAACGUUAUAGUUGUAGAAUUGGUGUAG